AUGGAGUACAUGUCAACAGGCUUUGUCCGAACUCUACUGCACUCCAAACUCCUCACGGAUGAUGAUCGUAUUCUGGUUGAAGACGCGUUAACAGACUCGGCAGUGAAAUUCCCAUCAAAUCAGAGGUUUUUCACUUUUCUGAUUGGGUUCUUCGCGGUUCUGGUUGGAGUAGUGUUUUGGGCAGAACAAAAUGGUAAGAAAUCGCUUAUUUUAGUGAUGUCAGAUUAGGAAAAACUUAUGUGAAGUUCUCGACCGGUCGAAAAAAUAGGACUAGACACUUUAUACGACGAAACAUGUCUGAGACAGUUUUUAUCGUAUAAAAUGUCCUGGAGUAAUUAUCUGUCGACAGGAUUCAGUAGGCAGACACCGGGUGACAUGGUAUACCUACGAUUAAUCAUUUUUAAUGUAAUGACGUCUUAUACGAUCAAAACUGUAAUUUUUUUCCAAACAUCUUUCUUCGUAUAAAAUGACUAAAGGUUGAUACAAUCGCAAGUUCUAAUGAAAAAACGAUACGAUAAUUCUACCACACAGUCAUUUUUACAGGGCGACAUUUUAUACGCUGACAUUUUCAUCGUAAAUUAUCGGAAUUACUAACCUCCGACUUUCAGACAACCUUCUACUUUACAAUAUCACUAUCGGGGUGUCGAUUGCUUUCACUUUUAUCAUUUGUGUUGGGCUAUUUCCGCUGCUAUUAGUGCCUUUAACAAGGUACGGAAUCAGAAGUUGGAACAACUCCGAUCGCACAGUGCAUUUAUUUUUGGCUGGACUAAAGCGAAGGGAAACCUACAUUUAUGGGUAA
Messenger RNA from Bursaphelenchus xylophilus (pine wood nematode), 799 nucleotides. Lineage: Eukaryota; Metazoa; Nematoda; Chromadorea; Rhabditida; Aphelenchoididae. The record is from the annotation of a GenBank genome assembly.